Molecule: messenger RNA, 1477 nt
Organism: Nematolebias whitei (Rio pearlfish)
Lineage: Eukaryota; Metazoa; Chordata; Actinopteri; Cyprinodontiformes; Rivulidae
Gene: aup1
Product: AUP1 lipid droplet regulating VLDL assembly factor
Cellular component (GO): membrane
Molecular function (GO): ubiquitin binding
Source: RefSeq, a predicted model, not a curated record
GUGGGCAGACAGCACCGUUAACUGGUUACCGGUUCUCCCAGUGUGUGUUCAGGUGCUGUUGUGAACGUUAUGAAUCUAUUUUUAGAGCUCAGGCUGCAUUAGCUUUAGCUCCUGCCCAAGUCCGACAGGCAGCCAUGGAGGCUCGGGGGAUCCAGGACAUGUUUGACUCUCGUCGGUUUCCCAAAGAUCCCGUGGUUCUCCUGCUGCUCAUGAUUUAUUUUCCAGUUGGCAUUUGUUUGAUGUUCAUCCGUAUUUUUAUCGGUGUCCAUGUUUUCCUGGUUAGUUGUGCACUUCCAGAGAGCUUUGUUCGAAGAUUCAUUGUAAGGAUAAUGUGCUCUGUCCUGGGGAUGCAUGUGAGACAGAAAAAUCCUCGCUCCAGAGAUAAGAACAUCAAGUUGUUCAUAUGCAAUCACAUAACAGAGUUUGAUCAUAACAUCAUCAACCUCCUGACUGCCUGCAGUACUCCCCACUUAGAGGGUUCCACAGGCUUCGUGUGUUGGGCAAGAGGCUUUAUGGAGAUCCAUUCAACAUCCAUGCAAGAAGCAGUAGGAGAGUCUCUCCAGAGGUACUGCUCUACUGAUGGCACUCCGCCUCUGCUCCUGUUUCCUGAAGAGGACACCACAAACGGACGCACUGGUCUUCUCAAGUUCAGCUGCUUGCUGGUGAACUCGGCCUCGUCUCCACUAAAAUCACCAAAGCUGAUAAAGCAGAGCACGUUAAAAGGAAACGACACUCUGUACCACAGAUGGCUACAAGUGUCACAUCCGGUUCCAUUGGACUCGGGUUCAUGACUCAAAGUUUGGGUACAGAUGAACGUCGGAUUGCUAAAAUGGCCCAGCAGGUGAAGGAUGUGUUGCCUCAUGUCCCACUCAACGUCAUUACAAAGGACUUGGCUACAACCAAGUGUGUGGACACGACCAUAACAAAUCUGCUGGAGAGCAAGGAGGACGCCCAGCUGGACGCCAGUGGGACGUCACCAUGUGGAGCCUCGACGAUCGGCUUUCCUUCACUUUCUGCUUCAACCGUGAAGCCUGCUGCCAAAACCUUUGGAAAAUACCCAGUUGACAGACAUUUGUCUCUCCAACAAAGAAAAGAAGCGUUGUAUAAUUUUGCACGCAGGCGUUACAUUGAAAAGCACAGACUGGAUGAGGAGGACAGUCAGUGAAUCAUCUUUGAGUCAAGCAGGUCUAAAAGAAGCAUCUUGAACGUGCACUGCUUUCUGCUCUGAACGGUGAUUUGUUGUUUAUUUUAGAUCAGCUGGUUCUGUUGAUUAAAACAGUUAUUUGCAAAUAUUAGCAACAAAUAUUCAGAACAUGUAUCCGUUCAUGGAAUGGUGUUUAUGCACGUGUUUGGAUUUCUUUCGGACCAAUACAUCAUUUUGAUAACAGUUUGUAUAACGAUCCACCGACUGUAAAUCAUCUAUUUAUUUUUAUAAUGUUCAGAGUUGUUGAUGAAAAUAAAGUUCAGCUUGACCUUG